This is a messenger RNA of Gigantopelta aegis, 1155 nucleotides long. Its product is annotated as probable 28S ribosomal protein S26, mitochondrial. Lineage: Eukaryota; Metazoa; Mollusca; Gastropoda; Neomphalida; Peltospiridae. Bases 133 to 819 code for a protein of 228 amino acids. The transcript is spliced from 4 exons. The record is from RefSeq and is a predicted model, not a curated record. Gene Ontology annotation, cellular component: mitochondrial small ribosomal subunit.
UCAACUGGUUCACAAACAGCUGCCAUUGAAACAAGAUAGCAAAGGGAAGCGUACCAUUUAUAAAAAAAACCCCAGCGUAUACUACAAUGUCAAAUUGACAACUAAACUACAUUUUACUAAUUUUAAGCAUUUAUGAUGUCUUUACUAAAUGUUUUGUUGCAGUCAAGAACAAUUUUUACAUCAGGUUAUAGCCAUGAACUCCAAAUUGGUGUGCUAAGUCCAUUUUGUCAGUUUAUUCGAUGGAGAAAACCAAGAUGGGUACCGAAAGCUAAAAGCAAAAUCUUUUACGUGCGCAAACCUACACCAAUCGACCCAGAGGAAAACUCCGAAUUAAAACUGAGAUAUGCACAUUAUCGAACACAUGUUCGCGCAAUCAGACACUACUUGUCAGUGUCGAUGCUUGAACGCACCCAGCAGAAGAUGGUGGAUGAUGAUGUGGAACAGAGGGAACAUGAUGAUAUUGCGUGGAUGAUUGCGGAAAAUAACACAUGGAAUGAACAGUCGGCUAAAUUCAGAGAAGAAAGGCUGGUUGGAGAGACAAUGAAAAAACAACUAAAACUGCAGCUUAAAGCUGACAGAGAGAUGGCACAGAAACUCAACAUGAUAGAGAAGGCACAGAAACAACUACAGAAGGAAAUUGAAGCCGCUGAAUCGCACAUUUCUCUCGACAAUCUUGACCUAGAAAUUGAAAAACUUUUAAAUCAAAGAAAAGAUUACAAUUUUGCCAUCGAUACCCGUGGUAAGAUCAUAUCAAACGAGGACAGACAUCCUCCUGAGCCGAGAGAUAGUUCCAACAGCGUGAAGACAAAUCAACCAUAAAUCUUUAAUCCGUGAUAUGACAGACUUAAGCAAUGUAUUUCGUGUGAUCAGACAAAACAUUUGUGCUUCAUGUCCUUUAAAAGGGACUGGCCCGCGUGUGUUUCUAUUGUGAGAUAUCUUUUGAGUACCGGUAACAGACUUUUUGAUGACUAAAGAAACAGGAUGUAGCUCAGUCGGUUGAGUGGUCGCUUGAGUUGCUUACAUCGCAGGAUCGGUGGAUCCAUUCAACUGAUUGGGGGUUUUCUCGUUUCAACCAGUGCACCACAACUGGUCAAAGGCCAUGGUAUGUGCUUUCCUGUCUGUGGGAAAGUGCAUAUAAAAGAUCCCUUUGGAAAA